ACUACGGCGAGGCGCGCAAUACAACACACACAGUCGGUCGUGUUGAACCGUCGCGUACGGUUUUCUGCGGCGUGCGUGCAUAGUAAACCCUUUUUCCGAGUGUUUCUGGUGUCUCUUGUGCAAAGUGUCGAGAAUUUACAAAAGUGCGUACAAACACAAGCGAACGAAGUGGAAACAAGAAAACAGUACAAAACAUCCCAUCAAUCAGUCCAGCAAGAGUCAGCCUCAGGACUGGACGCAUUGGGCGGUGAACCAACGCUAAAGGGGUUGGUAGUGGUGUGCGUGAUGUGUGUGUGUGUUGUUAAGUGCGUAGAUACGAAGUGAUAUGAUUACAGUGCAACGUGGCCGCCGUCCACUGCUCGGACCAACGGAAACGUACGCCAGCAUUGUGCCGUAUCGGGCCAUCGCGGCCAUCUCAGUGCAAUUGUAAAUGAGCACACAGCAACCACCACGUCGAUGACAUUUCCAGCUACGAUUGACAUUUUUCAACGUGAUUAAAAGCCUUCCUGCCCCUUCCACCCGGGACUAAUUGUCCUCCAGUGCGACCUGCUAUCGCGGUGGCUCUGUGCGCAAGCACACGAUAAGAUACGCGAAUACGGUACGCAGGCCGUACGCUUGGGGAAGGUUUUUGCUGUUUGUUUGUCUGUCCGGUGUGGUUGGUUAGUGAUUUUGUUCUGCAACUUAAAAAUAACCUGUCAGCGAACGGUAAAGUUCUAUCCCACACAGACCAGUCGCGAAAAGCUUUGGGAAGGGCCUAGCAAAGGGACCUGGAAGACUGCAGCUUGAACAAGUGACGAACAGACAGCGUCGCCCAGUGGAGUUAAUAGUGCCACACAGCUAUGACGAUCACUGGUACGAGUAAUGGUGGUGGCGGCGGCGGCGGUGGUGGAAUGCGGCCCCUGAAGGUAACGACGGUCGGCGACGGUAUGGUCGGGAAGACCUGCAUGCUCAUCACCUACACGCAGAACGAGUUCCCGAGCGAGUACGUCCCGACCGUGUUCGACAAUCACGCGUGCAACAUUGUGGUGGACGGGGCCGAUUACGCGCUAACGCUGUGGGACACGGCCGGCCAGGAAGAUUACGAACGGUUGCGACCGCUCAGCUAUCCAAAUACCGACUGUUUCCUCAUCUGCUACUCCAUAUCGAACCGCACAUCUUUCGAUAACGUGCUGUCCAAGUGGUACCCGGAGAUAAGACAUUUUGCACCCUCCGUACCGAUCGUGCUUGUCGGCACCAAGAGCGAUCUGCGUGUGCCCGGGUCGGAGAAGUUCGUCACCACGGCCGAAGGCAAGAAGCUGAAGCACAAAAUCAAAGCCUACGCGCUGGUGGAAUGUUCCGCAAAGCGGAAGCUCAACCUUGCCGAGGUGUUUGACGAGGCGGUGCGUGCUGUCGAGAAGAAACCACACGCCGGUCCGCGGAUGUGUACGAUACUAUAGCUUAGGCGUGGAGAAAAGCUGCAAACGCUUCAGCGGAAAUCAGUCUACUUUAGGCACGACACAACCCAGGGAUGACGGGAGAAGGUCUUUUUAAAGGUUGGAUUGUGUACACCUGGUACUCACGAUGCGCACUACUACUACUACGAGGGAAACUCGUUCGAACUUUAGACGACUAUUUAGGGCUAAUUAAAUUGUAACUGUGCCGCCACACGGGAAAUUCCUGUUACAGUAUUGGAAUGUAGUAAAUUUUAGUACGAAAUUUUUGUGGGGCUGAUGUAUUGUGGUGAUGAGAUUCUGAUCAACGGUCUAAGGAUCCAUACCGGUUUGCCAUACACCCAAGAUCGAAGGUAUCGAAAUGAGGAGAAAUUCGCAACGCAAAAGUUAGAUGUGCUGUUAGAGAGAUUAUUUCCCUCUCUACACUGUCCAAAAAGUGUGGCCAAAAGAAGACUUCCCUGAUAAUGCAGUCAAUAGUGAUGUUCUAACUGGAGAGGUGAAGAUUGAUAAACACCUGAAGCGAUAGUGGGCUGGGGCUACUAAAGAAGGGGCAUUUUGGCGCGUAGAUAGCACAGGAACAAGAAUUGUUAAAAGAGUAUUUAUAGUGAUAGAGAAGGCGAAGGAAAGAUUGGUACGCGCGUUGAAAGCGGAAAUGGGAAACUGAAAGGGUGUAAGAAAGAAGACGGUAGGGUAGCGGCAUUUGCCACGAACUGCUCCUGCACUCCUGUACUGUGUGCUUGUUUUAUAUAUACUUGUUAAAUAAACUAGUCAUUUUAAGCCUA
Messenger RNA from Anopheles merus, 2212 nucleotides. It is a transcript of the gene RhoL, whose product is annotated as ras-like GTP-binding protein RhoL. Bases 840 to 1436 code for a protein of 198 amino acids. NCBI's taxonomy places the organism in Eukaryota, Metazoa, Arthropoda, Insecta, Diptera, Culicidae. The record is from RefSeq and is a predicted model, not a curated record. Gene Ontology annotation, molecular function: GTPase activity; GTP binding. The transcript is spliced from 5 exons. Gene Ontology annotation, biological process: small GTPase-mediated signal transduction.